Messenger RNA from Daldinia vernicosa, 1044 nucleotides. RefSeq lists its product as uncharacterized. The record is from RefSeq and is a predicted model, not a curated record. The transcript is spliced from 2 exons. Bases 133 to 966 code for a protein of 277 amino acids. Lineage: Eukaryota; Fungi; Ascomycota; Sordariomycetes; Xylariales; Hypoxylaceae.
GCCGACCGCCCGCCUGGCAGUAGUAGCGAUAAACUCGAAUAUUAAUUUUUAUUGUAUGUUGAGUCCAGAUAAUAAAACCCUCUUCAACUUCGAAUACCUUACAUCGUAUUCGCUCCAAAGUCAAAAUGUAAGAUGUUGGACUUUUCAUUCCUUACCCGAGGUUUAUCACCGGGGCUACGAACAGUCUUUUCGAGCCCUGCGAGGUUCAAGAUGACCCCCGGUCCUAAGAAUCUCAUGUCGACUAUAAAAGAUAAAAACCGAUUCUUUUUCGCCAUUCGCCGUCCAGGAUCGCGUCCAACGCUAAAGAUGAACGAUAUUUCCAGUGAUGUCGAGGGUACUGAUAGCGAGUGCGAGACUUCAAACAACAAGUACAACAGUGGCUACAGAAAUCGUUACGGAGAACAGACUAUAUUGGGUCUCAGCGAUCCACCUCCGGGAUAUGUGUUCGUGCCUGCCGGCAACCAGUUCAUCACUUGGAAAUGCCGUCAAUAUCCGCAGAAACGAUAUGCUGUCUUGUGCCGUAGGAGUAGGAAAAGGCCUGCUACGCAUACAGGUCUCUACGUUUCGAGAGAUGUUUUCGAGAAAGUUCGGUCUGAAUUUGAGGCCAAAAGAGCAAGUGCCGAUGAGAAAUUGAAGCGGGCACUUGAUAAAGAAUACCCCAACAUGCCCACUAGCGAUAAAAACCAACUCUGCGAUUUUAUCUUCUCAGAUCCUGACGUAAUUGGAAAAUCCACACCGAAAUCAAGACGUCUCGCGAUCUUUAAUUAUGUUCAAGCUAAUUAUGCUCCGUUAAAUUCUCAUAACCUGUCUCGCGAAAAUCAAAAUACCGAAGCCAUCGCUCGGGCGAAUCAAAAAGUUCAAAAGAUCUUGACAUCUUGGCGUUACGGAGAGAGGGUGCUGUGCCAAAAUGAAAAAGAUAACCCUCCUAAAAGUCGGGCAUUCUACGAACUUAACCUAAAAAAGUAGAUAAGCGCAAUUAGCUCCCAAGGUCAAUUCACCAAGAUAAUAUACCUAGGUACCUAGGUAAUCUACAUGUCCACCUAU